AUGUUCUUAAUAUUCGCCAGCUUGAUUACUAAUAAUUACAAAUUACAAGGAACACUGUCUUAUGCCGGAUCGUUCGUGAUCUUUGUAACAAUAAUAAUCAACACUUUUACCGAUGUCGACGCGAUUUAUGAUGAGGUCCAGAAAUACUGUGAGUUAAAGGUUGGUGAAAAUGGGACAGAGAUAGACGUCUUAGAGUGUAUCGUAGAUAUAUUGAAUAGCAUGCUAUCGGCAUUGCAAACUUUGAGAUAUGUUCGUUGGACGGAGAUAAUCAUUUUUAUCGCAGUUUUAAAUUACGAAAAAUUGCGAAUAGAAACCCUCCUCGGUGAUAACCAUCAAACAACUCCAUCUUACGGUGCAAUUUCGGACACACAAGAUCCGGGUUCUCGUGAUGAUGUGACACAGGGCCAAGCGGCAGGUUAUGAAGGCGAUGGGACCAGACUUGCAAAUUUAGAGCAGAGUGAUAAAGAAAAGGUUAAACUCAUUGCAGAAUCCAAUUGUGAUGUCGGGAAAAUCAAAAAGGAACGACUUGUUGCUGACGUUGCAAAAUAG
Molecule: messenger RNA, 549 nt
Organism: Acaulospora morrowiae
Lineage: Eukaryota; Fungi; Glomeromycota; Glomeromycetes; Diversisporales; Acaulosporaceae
Source: the annotation of a GenBank genome assembly